This is a messenger RNA of Miscanthus lutarioriparius, 843 nucleotides long. The record is from the annotation of a GenBank genome assembly. Lineage: Eukaryota; Viridiplantae; Streptophyta; Magnoliopsida; Poales; Poaceae.
AUGGCGGUUGCUGAUUCAGCAGCUCAUGCGGCGUUGUCAGUGACGGAUAACGCCAGCGUUCUUAUAGAGAAGAUUUUGAGGAUGAGUCCUGACAUCGGUAAGAUAUACGUUGUGGUGAAGGCCAAGGAUACUGAAGCGGCUCUGAAGAGGUUGCAAAACGAGGUGGUAGACACAGAACUGUUCAAAUGCUUGCAAGAAAUCCAUGGGAAAGACUAUCAGAGCUUUGUUGCAAGUAAGUUGGUUCCUGUCAGCGGCGAUAUCAGGGAGUCCAGUGUAGGAAUUGCCACAGAGCUUGCCAAUAAGAUAGCAGAGGAAGUGGAUAUUAUUGUGAACAUUGCGGCGAAUACCACUUUCGAUGAAAGAGGCAAGGCGUUGUACUUGGGAGAAACAAUAUCAAGUAGGUUAGGCUCUUCAUCAGAUUUUUCAGAACGUAAAGACGCUGUGCUAUAUAUCGAGGCAGAGAUAAAGCUGGCUUUUCACUGUAGAAAACAACCCGAGAAUUCUGCCUCUUUUCACAAAGAAAUGAAAGAUUUAGGAACACAGAGGGCAAAACUCCACGGCUGGGAAAAUACAUACGUGUUCACCAAGGCCAUGGGGGAGAUGGUCAUCAAUGCCAUGCGAGGACAGAUACCAGUGGUGACGAUGAGGCCGAGUAUCAUCGAGAGCACCCUCAAGGACCCCUUCCCAGGUUGGAUACAAGGGAAUAGGAUGAUGGAUCCCAUUAUCGUAUACUAUGGCAAUGGCCAGAUGAGUUGUUUGCUCGCAGAUCCUGACUGUGUUGUCGAUGUGGAUGGUUUGCACAAGUGGACAAAUAACAAGUGCAUAUACGGGACUAAAAAUUAA